Messenger RNA from Striga asiatica, 4122 nucleotides. NCBI's taxonomy places the organism in Eukaryota, Viridiplantae, Streptophyta, Magnoliopsida, Lamiales, Orobanchaceae. The record is from the annotation of a GenBank genome assembly.
UCGGGGACAAUCAUCAAAAUCAUAAAUUUACAUAACCCUAGGAAUUCCAUUCGUGCUUCAAAAUCUUUUAUAUUAAUGAUUGAAGCUGUAUAUAUUCUUUGUAUGAUUUAAUUGUUCUUAACUUAAUCAAAAUUCUUUCAUUUUACUUCACUAUUGUUUUUAAAAAAAUUUAGCCUUUGUUUUGAAGUUGGGUUUUUGUGCUUUUGUUUGUAAAUAUUGAGUUAGGUAGAUACGAAGAAAGGAAAUAUUACACACAGCGAAGUUUCCUUUUAUUUAUUUAUUUAUUUUUUUGAGGAAUUUUGUUGUGUUGGUAUUUGCUACUGAGAUUUACGCGAUCAGAAAUAUGCAGUCGUUUUUCGGACUCUUUCUAGAUUUGUAUUUUCCUCGGCUGGUGGUGUGAUUAAUGUGAUGAGACGAGGUAUACGAUGUGGCAAGUGUAGUCGAACCGUUUUUUUUUUGUUCGGAUUUGCAUGAUAUCGGCUGUCUCUGAGUUGUAAGCGUAGGAUGGAGACACUUGUAAGCCCAAGGCUUCUAUCUUAGCUGGGGCAUAAUUACGAUAAUCCAUAAAAGGGGCAAAGCUGUGCAAAGGGGUUAUGUUAAUUAGAGGGCUGAGCAAGUGAAGGUUCUUAGCUUUUGGUGAUGAGGAAUGAUAGCCAAAGAAGUGGAGAUGGUGGAUCACUUGUGCCAAUCCCGGGUAGGGGUAAUAAUGGGAUUAUCCCGAGCUCGUUUAAGGCUCUUUCGAGCUACAUGAAGAUUGUUUCAUCAGGGGCAUCGACUGUGGCCUCUACCGUAAGGUCUGCUGCAUCUGCUGCCUCUGCUGUUGUGGAGAAGGAUGGUGAGACUAACCAUUAUCAGGUCUCCUGGGCUGGCUUUGACGUAUUAGAACUUGAAAGAGGUAUCACAAGGCAGGUUCUCUUGCUGGGAUUCAGCUACGGAUUUCAGGUCUGGGAUGUUGAAGUAGUAGACAAUGUGCAUAACCUUGUCUCCAGGAACGAUGGUCCGGUUUCAUUUCUGCAGAUGUUACCAAAACCCUUGUCCCCGAAUAAAUCUGGGGAUAAGUUUGCAGAAAGUCGUCCGUUACUGAUUGUUUGUGCUGAUGGAUCAUUUUCUGGGGAUAUUAAUCAUCAGGAGGGGUCAGUUAUUCCUAGUAAUGAAUCCACCAAACACUGCAAUGGAUCGCUUAAGGGAAGUUACGUGCCUACUGUAGUUUGGUUUUACUCCUUGAGAUCUCAAUCCUAUGUACAUCUUUUGAGAUUCAGAUCAAUUGUUCACUUAGUGCGAUGCAGUUCCCGCGUUGUUGCUGUCUUGCAAUCGGCUCAGAUACACUGUCUCAACGCGGCUACACUUGAGAAAGAGUACACAAUUCUUAUAAACCCAAUAACGGCAGGAUCUUUUGGAUUUGGGAAUAUAGGUGUUGGUCCCCUUGCUGUGGGCCCACGGUGGAUGGCUUACAGUGGGAGUCCGGUCGCGUUUUCUAAUUCACGCUCCCUGACACCUCAGCAUCUUGCUCCUUCUAGUUUCCCUGGUCAUGCUUCAAAUGGAAGCUUCGUUGCACAUUAUGCAAGAGAGUCGAGCAAGCAUCUUGCUGCUGGUAUUGUGUCUUUAGGGGACAUGGGGUAUAAGAAGCUCUCGAGGUACUAUUCUGAGCUGGUACCUGAAGGCAACAGUUUUCAGCCGGGGACUGUUCGUGUGAAGAUGAAUGGCGUUGCAAAUGGACAUUCUCAAGAAGCCGACAAUGUUGGGAUGGUGAUUGUCAGAGACAUUGUCAGCAAAACUGUGAUUGCGCAAUUUAGGGCACAUAAAAGCUCUAUUCAGUCAUUGCGAUUCGAUCCCAGUGGCACUCUUUUAGUGACAGCUUCUGUACAGGGCCACAACAUAAAUGUCUUCAGGGUAAUGCCUGGUUCAUCUGAGGCUGGAGCAUCUUAUUCCCAUCUGUACAGGCUGCAACGUGGUUUCACCAACGCUAUUAUACAGGACAUAAGUUUUAGCAGUAAUAGCCGCUGGAUAAUAAUCAGCUCCUCUAGGGGGACAAGUCAUCUUUUUGCUAUUUCCCCUUCAGGUGGAUCUGUUAGUUUUCAGGCAGUUGAUGAUCGAGUCAGUUCCAAGAAUACUGCAUCAAGCUUGAGGACAAAAUCUGUAGCACAUGGAUCUCCGAACUCAGGAUUACAAGUUAUCAUCCAGCAGACUAUCUGUUCUUCUGGACCUCCGGUGACCCUUUCUGCCGUUAGCCGGAUUAGGAGUGGAAGUAGCAAUGGUUGGAUAAACACAGUAAGUGAUGCUGCUUCUGCUGCGACUGGGAGGCUGAGUUCUCUCUCUGGGGCUAUUGCUUCAGCUUUUCGUGAGGGUCAAAUUAACGAUACUCAUGGUGACUCGAAGAAGAACUAUUACCUUCUUGUUUUCUCUCAAUCUGGAUGUGUGAUGCAGUAUGCCCUACGUUUUCCGUCUGCUAACAAUGAUGAGGGGGUAAAUCCCAAUCAUGAACCGGAUCUUGAUCAUGAUUCGCGGUUGAUGGUUGAGGCAAUGCAGAAGUGGAAUAUCUGUCAGAAGCAAAAUUGGAAGGAGCAAGGAGAUAGUAUGGAGGCUAAUGGAGCUAAUGUGAAUUUAGAUAUGGGUAAGAUAUAUCCUGAAAAUAUGAAAUCAACAGAUAAUAAUGUGUUCCCUGAUGUUUUUGGGGUGGCUGUGAAAGAAAAGACUAUUACUGAAGAAAAGCACCAUCAUAUGUAUAUCUCUGAGGCAGAGCUUCAGAUGCAUCAAAACCAGAACCUGCUGUGGGCAAGGCCUGAGAUAUAUUUCCAGACAAUGGUGACUGAUGGGUCGGAGAUAAACAACAUAUGUGGUGGAGAGAUUGAGAUUGAAAGAGUCCCCACCCGCACGCUUGAAGCAAGGUCAAAAGACUUGGUUCCCGUUUUUGAUUAUCUUCAAAGCCCCAAGUUUCUACAGGAAAGGUUUUCAAUCAUAAAUGACGACAACAGUGGAAAAUUUCAGCCUCUGGGGUCUGAUGUAUCUGAUGGUGGCUCUCUUGACUCUGUAGCCAAUGGUGGCCUCAUCGGGAAUGAAAUGGACAAUGGUUUAGAUGAAAAUGGGCAGAACGGAUGUUUCUUCGAAAACAGCGCAGGAGUUGUAGAUACUAAUGAUACUCUCCCAAUAGCGAACACUGAGCUUGAGACUGUAAAUACUAACGACAGUUUUAUGGUUGGGGGCCAACUUAGUUUUGUAAAUAAUAGAGAUGGCCUGGGCAUGGAGAAUCAUUUUGGAGAGAGUGACGGAACAACAAAAGAGAAAACCAAGAAAGCCCCAAUAAAGCUUUUCAUAAUAGUACUUUGUUGGAACAAAAAUCAUUUUGGCAGCAGCAUGAGUAAUAAUACCUAUCAACCACCGGAAAAUUGGCAAUCCGGACAGGAUUACUGGAUUUAUCUUCCGACUAAUCUACCGGAUUUCAUCCCAGCCGGAAGACCACGGAAUGAUAGAGCACACACAAGAGAUCCAUGGUGGUUAUUUGAGGAGAGAUCGUCGAGAGGCAAUAAUUAUGGGCUAGCCAGUGUGCCAUCUCGUGCUCCGGUCCCACUACUCCUCAUCGAAGGAGCUCUGAAUCCUGUGGCACGCUCUCCACCGGCUUACUACGUGCCUUCGUACAACCGAGCAUCUACGGACAAUCAAGAAUCGAGGCUGAGCCCUGAGGAACAGAAGCACGCGCUGAACAAGUUGAGAAAACAGCUCUACAGCCCACACAUAAACAGCAUUAUCAAGAGGCUGGGGAACAAGUUCGGGGGCCCACCUCAGGAAGAAGAUGACGGUACGAAAAGGUGCGCGGUUUGUUUGGACGAUUUCGAUAGCAAGCAGUUUGUGACGAUGACGCCUUGCAACCACAUGUUUCACGAGGAUUGUAUUGUGCCGUGGGUCAAGAGUCAGGGGAAAUGCCCUGUUUGCCGAUUUGUUAUAUUUUGAACAAAAAUAAAAAAAUUUGAAUGGAAAAAAAAAAAGAGAAAAAAAAUACAAUGUCAUAGAUGAUGUAGCUAUUAUGUGGUGUAAAUUUUGAAACUUCUCUUGUAAGAUGGAACGAGACAAGUUUAGGCUUGUUACUUAUUUAUUUAUUCCCUUCCUGUCAGUAUUACAUUAUUUCCG